UUGGUGCUUGCUUCUGUGGGAAGACUGCGGACAAAAUGCCGGAGUGGGACAGUGAACCAUUCUCCAACCCUUUGGCUCCAGAUGGCCAUGAUGUGGAUGAUCCUUUCCAAUCAAAACUCACCAAUGAAGAUUUCAGGAAACUUUUCAUGACCCCCAGGGCUGCACCUACCUCUGUACUACCUUCUAAGUCAUGUCACCAUGAGAUGUCAAGAGAGUGCAAUGAGGAUGAAGAUCCAGCUGCCCAAAGGAGAAAAAAGCAAAGUUAUUAUGCUAAGUUACGCCAACAAGAGAUUGAGAGAGAGAGAGAGCUAGCAGAGAAGUACCGGGACCGUGCCAAGGAACGAAGAGAUGGUGUGAACAAAGAUUAUGAGGAAACCGCAGCCAACUAUAGGGCUGUGGGCCCCACAGCAGAGGUGGACAAAUCAGCUGCAGAGAAGAGAAGACAGUUGAUCCAGGAGUCCAAAUUUUUGGGUGGUGACAUGGAGCACACCCACUUGGUGAAAGGCUUGGAUUUUGCUCUUCUUCAAAAGGUACGAGCUGAGAUUGCCAGCAAAGAGGAAGAGGAAUUGAUGGAGAAACCUCAAAAGGAAACCAAGAAAGAUGAGGAUCCUGAGAACAAAAUUGAAUUUAAAACUCGUCUUGGCCGCAAUGUUUAUCAUUCGCUUUUUAAGAGCAAAGCCGAUGAGCGGAAUGAGCUGUUCUUGCCAGGCCGCAUGGCCUAUCUGGUGGACCUGGACGAUGAGUAUGCGGACACAGAUAUUCCCACCACACUUAUCCGUAGCAAGGCUGAUUGCCCAACCGUGGAGGCCCAGACCAUGCUGACAACAAAUGACAUUGUCAUCAGCAAACUCACUCAGAUCCUUUCAUACCUGAGGCUGGGUACCCGCAACAAGAAGCUCAAGAAGAAGGAUAAAGGGAAGAUGGAAGAGAAGAAGCCUCCUGAGGCUGACAUGAAUAUUUUUGAGGACAUUGGGGACUAUGUUUUCUCCACAACCAAGACACCUCGGGACAAGAAGCAAGAGAGAUAUGGCGAACGAGAGCCAGACAGAGACCUGGACCAGGAUUGGGAGAAAGAACAAGAUCAGGAGAGGGAGCAAGAAAAGAAGAGGCACAGCUAUUUUGAGAAGCCAAAAGUGGAUGUUGAGCCCAUGGAAGUUGACAAAGGACCUGGGUCUGCCAAAGACUUGAUCAAGUCAAUCAAUGAAAAGUUUGCAGGGUCUGCCAGUUGGGAAGGCAUUGAGUCAUUGAAGCCAGAAGACAAAAAGCAGCUGGGUGAUUUCUUUGGCAUGUCUAACAGUUACGCAGAGUGCUAUCCUGCCACGAUGGAUGACGUGGCGGUGGAUAGUGACGAGGAGGUGGAUUAUAGCAAAAUGGACCAGGGUAACAAGAAGGGCCCCUUAGGCCGCUGGGACUUUGAUACCCAGGAGGAAUACAGCGUGUAUAUGAGCAAUAAGGAAGCUUUACCCAAGGCUGCAUUCCAGUAUGGUAUCAAGAUGUCUGAAGGACGGAAAACCAGGCGACUUAAAGAAACCAAUGGCAAAGCAGAGCUUGAUCGGCAGUGGAAGAAGAUCAGUGUAAUUAUUGAGAAGAGGAAGAAGAUGGAGGCUGAAGGGGUUCAAGUGAAAAGACCAAAAUACUAAUCUUUACUUCCAACUGAAAAAAAUCUCCACAUGGGUAUCCUCUCUACUUUCUAUAAUUCCUAGAAAGGUUGUAAGGUGGUAUUUGUUGUUUUGUUUGCAAAUGUGUAUAAAGUUUUAUUGCAUAAACAUCUGAUUCCAUUAAAAUUGGUAACCAGU
Dipodomys spectabilis (banner-tailed kangaroo rat) is the source of this 1796-nucleotide messenger RNA. RefSeq names its product protein Red-like. Gene Ontology annotation, cellular component: nucleus. Gene Ontology annotation, biological process: mRNA splicing, via spliceosome. The transcript has a single exon. The coding region runs from base 36 to 1640 and encodes 534 amino acids. Lineage: Eukaryota; Metazoa; Chordata; Mammalia; Rodentia; Heteromyidae. The record is from RefSeq and is a predicted model, not a curated record.